AUGGAUAAUUCAAUAGAUAUAAUACAAACCAAAUCUGAAAAGACCAACGACAUAGUCCAAACAACUACCACGGAACAACCCCCAUCACCCACCCCCAACCCCGAAACCAUCUCCACCAUCCAUGAAAUACUUUUUGUCUCAUUCAUGUGUCUCUCCCAAAUCCUCACCCAAGCAGCUGUUGCCCAAACCCUAAACACCUCCAUCCACGUCAGUGAAACCUUCAACGUCGCCACCAAACCCGGGGAAAUCUCCUGGUUCUCUGCCGCAUUCUCCAUGACGGUGGGAACAUUUAUCUUAAUCUCAGGCAGAUUGGGAGAUAUGUAUGGAUAUAAGAAAUUAUACAUGAUUGGAUAUAUUUGGUUUGGUAUCAUGUCGUUACUAUGUGGAUUUGCCGGAUUAACCACUUCUCCGGUUUUCUUUGAUACGAUGAGAGCAUUACAAGGUAUUGGACCUGCUAUUAUGAUGCCGAAUUCCCUUGCUUUAAUUGGAUCGUUUUAUCCCGAAAGUAUGAAGAAGAAUUUAUGCAUGGCUGCCAUUGGAGCGGUUGCACCUGGUGGAUUUGUACUUGGUGCUCUCUUCAGUGGGUUGUUUGAUAUGAAAACCGGAUGGACUUGGACCUUUUGGGUAUGUGGGAUGGUUAGUAUUGGUGCCGGUUUGUUGUCAUUCUUUGUCAUACCCAAGAACGUUGGCCAUCGUAGUCUGGAUCAAGGAUGGCGUUCAUUUGAUUUUGGUGGUUCGAUAUUAGGUGUAUCCGGAUUAGUUCUCAUAAACUUCGCCUUCAAUCAAGGUCCAAACGUCGGCUGGAAAACUCCAUAUGUCUAUGUCCUCCUCAUUGUCGGAUUCUUAUGUCUCCCUGCCUUCUAUUUCGUCGAAAAAAGAGUCACAAACCCAUUAGUCCCACCUGAAGUACUCAAAGGCGAUACCGGAUUCGUUCUUGGUUGUAUUGCUGCCGGCUGGUCUUGUUUUGGGAUUUGGAUCUUUUAUCAAUUUCGUUGGGCCCUACUUGUCGACAACAACAACCCCGUGAUUGCCGCCGUCACAAAUAUCCCAAAUGCAUUCGCUGGGAUCGUUGCUGCCGCAACUACUGCUAUUUUGUUAACCAAGCUUCCUUCGGCUGUUGUGAUGUUCAUAGCUAUGAUUUUCUUCUUGGUUGGGAUUGUGCUUAUGGGAACCAGACCGGUGGGUCAGAUAUAUUGGACACAGAAAUUUUUUAGUGUCAUCAUUCAAUCUAUUGGUAUGGAUAUGUCGUUCCCUGCUGGGUGUAUUUUGUUGAGUCAGGCAUUUCCUCCAGGACAACAGGGUAUUGCGGGGUCAUUGGUGGCUACUUUUGUGAACUAUUCGAUCUCGAUUGGGUUGGGAUUAGCUGGAACCGUUGAAUAUUAUACAACCAAAGAUAUGGAACCUGGUCUUGAUACUACUAUUCACGGGAUGAGAAAUGCAUUUUACAUGGGAAUGGGGUUGGCUGGGUUAGGUGUGGUUGUUUCAGCUGUAUUUAUGGUUAUUCAAUUGUUGAACCGUAAGAAUUCCGGUGCGAGCGAAAAAGUUGAAGAAACUAGUACGGACAAUGACAGCCUGGUAUAA
Molecule: messenger RNA, 1581 nt
Organism: Hemisphaericaspora subhashii
Lineage: Eukaryota; Fungi; Ascomycota; Pichiomycetes; Serinales; Debaryomycetaceae
Product: MFS transporter
Exons: 1
Coding region: 1-1581 (526 amino acids)
Biological process (GO): transmembrane transport
Cellular component (GO): membrane
Molecular function (GO): transmembrane transporter activity
Source: RefSeq, a predicted model, not a curated record